AUGAACGCUCGCGCAGAGGGAGCGGAUAUCUUCUCAGCCAGCCCCAUCCAUUACGCAAGCCAAAACAGCCAUUAUGAUACAGCGGUCACGAUCCUACAAAACAACCAAGUGCUAGCCUACACACUCGCUGCCAUCCUCGCCACCUAUCUCGUCCUAGACCACUUCGGUUUCGCCCCCAUCUCCGUGAUUCACGCCGCCUGGAACAGCCUCGUCGUCAUAACACCGGCCCGGCUCGUGGCCGCCCUCGACCCCGGCAUGGUCAAGUCCGACGAUGGCGACGGCGACGGCGCCUCGAAUACCACGCAGAUGACCUUCCAGACCAAAAGCGAGGCCAUGCAGCGCAUUUUCGGCCUGGACAACACCUCCUCCUUCCCUUUCUUCCCCCGACCGCGAUCUCUCUCCGGCUUCGGAACCGCCCUUCUCGGUAACAGCAAGGACGCAUUCCCGCCUGGGCUGGGCAACUGGGAUAACUCCUGCUACCAGAAUAGUAUUAUCCAGGGGCUGGCGUCGUUGCGGUCGCUCUCUGCUUUUCUGGGCCGGAAUGUGGACACAUUGGCGGAGAAGGGUUCAUUUUCUACGCACCAGGCUCUCCGCGGUAUUAUCGAUCGUCUGAACAGUGCUUCGAACGAUGGACGCAAGCUAUGGAUUCCGCCAGACCUCAAAUCUAUGAGCAGUUGGCAGCAACAGGAUGCUCAGGAGUAUUUUUCCAAAGUGGUGGACCAGAUCGAUAUCGAGAUCCGGAAGGCUUCGAGGGGACAGACGAGGAACAUGGGGCUCAAGAUGGUGGGACGAGAAGAAAAUGUCGUACGUGAUACCUCUCUGGAGUUAGAGGCGGUGGAUGAAGAUGCCUUGCCAACUCCAACGAUCGAGAAGUCCUCGUUUCGCAACCCCCUCGAGGGCUUGCUGGCCCAGAGAGUUGGUUGCAUGAAAUGUGGAUGGACAGAAGGCCUGUCGCUCAUUCCAUUCAAUUGCCUCACCGUCCCGCUAGGAGACAAAUUUGAAUACGAUGUUCGGGAGUGCUUGGGUCAGUACAUGGUCCUUGAGCCCAUUGAAGGGGUGGAGUGUGCCAAAUGCACAUUGCUACGUUCCCAGGAGCAGCUUCGCAGUCUUUUAAGUGGAAUCGAGGAAGACCAGAAUUCGUCUCUCGGUUCGGAUUCUGUACAGUUGAAUGAGGCAGUGAAAACAUCCGCCGAGAAACGGCUGGCAGCUGUCAAUGAGGCCCUUGAGGAGAAUGAUUUUGCUGAAAAGACCUUGGCGAAUAAAUGCCAUAUCCCCAGCAAAAGCCGGGUUUCGGCGACCAAGUCCAGGCAGGCUGUGAUUGCACGGACACCCAAGUGUCUUGUCGUUCACAUCAACCGCAGUCUCUUUGACGAGAUGACGGGGAUGCUGAAGAAGAACUACGCAGCUGUGAAAUUUCCCAAGACGCUCGAUCUGAGCGACUGGUGCCUCGGAGCUCAGGUCUCAGAUCAGGAAUCACUUGAGCAGUGGGAUAUGAACCCUGCGGAGUCGAUGCUUCCACAGCCCGGGGAGGCAGUCCAAAUCACCACCAGUCCACAGUACGAGCUGCGAGCAAUCAUCACACACUACGGCCGACAUGAGAACGGGCACUACAUCUGCUAUCGCAAGUACCCGACAGCCGUAUUUCCCGCCCAACCACCCGACGAGGUUCUCCAGGUCGAGGGCGACAAAGAGAAGGCGGAACACUGGUACCGUCUCAGCGACGAGGACGUGCAGAUGGUCAGCGAAGCACAUGUGAUGUCUCAAGGCGGCGCGUUCAUGCUCUUCUAUGAGGCCAUAGAUGACAGCCCUCUGGCGCUCCCGAACCACAUGCAGUCGGAGACAGCCGAGUCAGUGUCCAAUUCCACCAUGUCGGAGAACCUAUCUGCUGCAUCCACCGUCACAGAUGCCGAUUCCAGCACUUCGCGCGCGACCAGCGUGUCGACGCCCGAAGGCGCCGCUCUCCCGGUGGAAGAUGUCAAGGCUAUUGUCCCGCCGCUGAAGACGUCGAACGCGGUUGCCGUUCACGCCCCUGCGGAAGAAAUCGGCACAGAGUCUGUGGCAACCGUAUCGUGA
Molecule: messenger RNA, 2073 nt
Organism: Penicillium lagena
Lineage: Eukaryota; Fungi; Ascomycota; Eurotiomycetes; Eurotiales; Aspergillaceae
Product: ubiquitin-specific protease UBP1
Exons: 1
Coding region: 1-2073 (690 amino acids)
Biological process (GO): protein deubiquitination
Cellular component (GO): cytosol; nucleus
Molecular function (GO): cysteine-type endopeptidase activity; cysteine-type deubiquitinase activity
Source: RefSeq, a predicted model, not a curated record